UUGGCUUUUUUUAGUUGAUGUUUGGUCAUUCAUUCAUGAUAUGGCUCAAGUUAAAGAAUUUCAUAAAUUGUUAUGAAAGAAUUUACAUAUGGACAUAAUAUUGUUAGAUUUCAUAUAUAAGUGAUUUUGUGCAUCUAUAGUGUUCAUUAAAAAUAUUGCAUUUAUGACUGAAUAUAGUUGAAACUGUUUUUGAGGUAUUGACUGCAUAACUUGUUCCAAAACAUUUUUAUCAUUUGACGUGUUUCUUUAUUUAUAUAAUUCUAGAUUGACGUGUGAGUUACAGUGGUGUAAUGAUUGUUAGAAGCAGACUUAUUUAAAUACUUUGUAAAAUCUGUGGUGCAUCAGAGACUUGAAACUAGUGACAACAUGAAUGUUAUGUUGAGGAUGUUCAGGACGAAUCGUGUGUAUUUUCUGAUAGUGCUGUCGCAGUUGCGGUGCAGUACUUGAAUAAGGGUUGAGAUAGCUUAAGGACUUGCGAGGGAUAUGAUGGAGCAGAGGUGAAUAGUGAGCAGGCACCGUGGAGCACCUGGUCGGAGGCGGCGGGGCGGGCGGCCUGCUGCCCGGCGCCGCGCCCGCGCAGCACCCGCCCAACAUGCUGCAGCCCAUGGAGGAAAUGAUCUUGCCACCAAAACGACAAGCUGUUGUUGAUCGCCUCAGACGAAGGAUAGAAACGUACCGGCGACGCCAGUCGGAGUGUGUGCCGCGGUUUGACCAAUCGUUCACUGGCGCAUGUGAGCAGCAAAAUUUGGAGACUACCGCCCUCCAGAAGCGUUUCCUCGAAGGGAAGGCCAAACGACAGGCAAAGAAGAGCGAUCGCAAGCCAGACUUGCCAGCCAUUAGCGGCAACCUGCACAGCAGUGUCGUCCAUGUGCAACAAAAAUUUGGAUGCGGUGACUAUGAACCUCCAGCAAAAAUCCAAUGUGGUGGAGGAGGAGGCGGGGGCGGUGUUGGGGGCGAAGCUCUCACCAAGUUCUCUGUGGAAAUCGUCCAACAGUUGGAGUUCACAACAUCAGCAGCGGAUUCGCAACCUCAGCAAAUUUCUACUAACGUUACGGUGAAGGCACUCGCAAAUGCCGUAAAGACAUCUAGUUCACCCCCCUUACCACAAGCACCGCCGCGGGUGCCUACUCCGCUUGAUUGCGAGCGUGAAUGCAAAGCGGAGUGCAAAUCUGAAGUGGCUGAUGACGAUUUCGUCGGAUUGGAUGAGUGUGCUGCGGCCCUUGAACGUGACGCGGCUUCAGCUUUCCCCGGGUUAGCCGAUCUGAUCGGCGAGGAAGAUGGAGACGAUACGUUCGAAGAUCUUAUCACGGAAAUAUCGGAAUAUCCAGAAUUUAUGAAGGACUUUGAUAUUGACGGAGGUAAACUGAAUGGCGGUGGAAUGGGGUUGCUGGAGCCGCCGGAGGGUGAGCCAGCUCCCCGGCCGUACGGUGGCGGUGAGAUGUCGCCGGCGGCGCAGACCCUGAAGCACAUGGCUGAGCAGCACCAGCAAGCGGCGGGCGGGGACUGGGCGCGCUACCGUGGCUACGGCGGGUACCGGCCGCGGCCUGCGCCUCCGCCCAUGGAGCAUCUGCACAUGUCGCAGCAACAGCAGCUACAUUUGACCCAGCCGCACCACAAUCUGCAGGUUUCAGCAGCGCAGCACAUGCAAGUGAGCGGCGGCGGCGGCGGAGGGCAUGUGUCCGUGGCAGCUCAGCAAGGCAUGUACGCCAGCUUCCACAACCAAGGCACGCCGUCACCGCAACACCAUCAAGGUAGCGGAUGUGACACGUACUCAGUAUCCCAGUCGCAGAGCAUCAACUUCUCGCAGGCGAUGCGCGCGCGGCCGCAGGGCGCUCCGCAGCAGCAGCAGUCGCAACAAGGUGGCCCGCCACUUGGCGUGGCAGCAGCGGGCAUAUCGCGCGAGCAGCAAGCGAAGAUGCUGCAACAACAACAGCAGCAGAUGCUCCGCGCUCAGCAGCAGCAGAUGCGUCCGCCGCCGCCGGAGUACAAGGCGCGGUUCGUGGGGCCGGCGGGCGGCGGCGUGCGGCGGCCGCCCGCGCCGCGCGCCUUCCACCACGCGCGCCCCUACGCGCCCGACUGGCGACACGUGCUCAUGCAGCAGCAGGCCUCCAGGCAACAGUUCCCGCAUCACCAUCAAGGCUUCAGUAUGGGUACAAUGGGCGGCAUGACGCAGCAACAGCAGCAACAAAUGCAGCUACAACAGGCGCGGUUGCAACAGCAACAGCUCUUGCAACACCAACAACAACAACGGGCCUCCAAUCAGCAACAGUCGCCCAUGUCUCAUCUUAUUAUGCAACAAAACCAGAUGAUGAGUGUGCAAGGACAGAUGCCAAAUAUUCACAUGAGCCAGUCACAGAGCAUGUCGAUGCAACAAGGCGGCAUGGGCAUGGGCCACCAGGGCAGUCCCAUGCAGAACGGGCCCAUGCAGGGACAGGGACCCAUGCAUCCGCAGAGCAACAUGCAACAGAACUCCAUGAUGUCGCAGAACGGGCCCAUGCAAAGCCAGAACGGAAACGUCUCGCAGCAUUCGUUCCCGUCGCUCCACAACACGUCUUCCUUCACAGGACAAACCACAGACUUCAACCUUGACUUCCUCGACAACAUGCCUUCCACGGACGCCAGCAAUCUCACCGCGCAGGAGCUGCUCAACUCCUUAGACAACUCCUUUUUGAAUGACAUCCUUUAAAUUAUUACACAGCUAUAUGUGUGCGUUUUAGAGUAAUAUAAUUACUAAUUGACCCAGUUUAAAGUCAAUUAGACUUUAUCAUAUUCGGGUUUUGUCUACAUAAUGUGUUUAUUAUACCUUCUAAAAAUACAAAUGUACGACCAAUAUGGAACAAAUGAUGACCAAAGUUAUUACACAGGAAUUUAAGGCCCGAGUGGAGUUUGGCCAGUAGAACCUACUUAUACUGUAAGUGACCGACAGUAAGCCACUUUACAUUUUGGACCACAUUGUUUUUGUAGACUAUUUAUUAUGAAAAAUAUCAAUUUCGUAGUGUUAAUAGUUUUUACUAUUGUUAAUAAUUCCUUUGUAAAUAUUUUAAUUUUUAAAUGUUUGUAAUAAGUAUAAGCUAAAUAUACUACCAAUAGUCUCAGAGUAUCCACGAAACUGACAUUCUAUUCUUCUUAUGAUAAUUAUUAUUUAGCUGCAGAGUAGGCUAAUGUAUAUUUAUUGCAGAUUUUAUAGUAGUUUAUAAGGUGAACAGCACAAAAGACAAUAUUUUAUUUACGUUAAUGAAUUUAUUUAUGAAAAAUCAAAUGAUACAAAUGGGGCAAUAGAUACCGACUAUUAUUUUAAAAUAUAGGUUUUAAUAUAAGUCGAGGUGAUUGGCUGGUAAUCGAGACGGUAGCUAACGCGACCUUCAGUGAAAACGUAAGCUAGAGGAUCACUGGUCGCUUAGGAAACAACUUAUUGCUUUAAUUAUUAUGGCAAGAUUGCGAUAGACAGCAAACAUCCGACAUCCGCCUGAAUACAACGUUGCUAUUGCAUGUUGCCUGAUGCCAAAAACGUGGCUAAUCACCUCGGUUCUCGUAUUACGCAACUAAGUUUAAGUUACAUUGUCGUCUGCUAAAACUUGGCCAAUGUGCGGCUUUACUUAUUUUACUACAGAAUGGCCCAGCCACUGACAUCCUUUCUACAUUCGAAUUGAUAUGUAGUUAUUCCACAACACAUUCUGUUGGUUUGUCAGACUCGGGGACAACCCGUUUCAUUAAAAUAGUGCAAAAUGUAAAUUUUUAUGAACUAAGAAUAUAAUAAGAUCAUUCCUGUACCUAAGAUGAUUGUAGAUUAUACUGUGAUGUCGGUCUCAAUGGUCAAUAGAGUUAUAAAUAGUAUCAAUUAUUAUACAUAGAUUAUUGUUAUUGUUAAGGAUCUCAUGGUAUCAUUUUAGUUUGGGGGUUUGAGAGAUUCUGGAAUUAAUAGAUUGUUGGUUUCAUUAUGAUUUACUUUUUCAACGAAUGUGUAGCAUGUUCUUGAUAAGUGCAUUUUCUUUUUAUUAUUUUAUAUGUAUUUGAGAAUGCAUAUUCACCCAUUUCGUUAUUUUAUAGUAGUGUAAAUACAAAACCGUUGUUAAACAACUUAGGAAUUUUUGAUCAAUAUAUACCAGAGAUGGGUAUGAAAUUAAAUAUAAAUCAUUAUCCAAAAUCGAAUCAAACCGAAUGAAGGUUUAGCUCUCUGAUAUAGUUUACAGCUAUAAAACCAACUAUUGUGAAUGAUAGCAACAUUCCAGAGCCAUUGUUAAUAAUGUUUUAACUUUAGGACCAAUUUUUGAACGUUCUUUUGAAAAUAAUAUUGCAUAUUGAGUGAA
This is a messenger RNA of Helicoverpa zea (corn earworm), 4307 nucleotides long. Its product is annotated as neurogenic protein mastermind-like. Gene Ontology annotation, biological process: positive regulation of transcription by RNA polymerase II; Notch signaling pathway. Gene Ontology annotation, molecular function: transcription coactivator activity. NCBI's taxonomy places the organism in Eukaryota, Metazoa, Arthropoda, Insecta, Lepidoptera, Noctuidae. Gene Ontology annotation, cellular component: nuclear speck. The transcript has 10 exons. The record is from RefSeq and is a predicted model, not a curated record. The coding region runs from base 593 to 2686 and encodes 697 amino acids.